Messenger RNA from Rhodotorula toruloides NP11, 2994 nucleotides. RefSeq lists its product as uncharacterized. The record is from RefSeq and is a predicted model, not a curated record. NCBI's taxonomy places the organism in Eukaryota, Fungi, Basidiomycota, Microbotryomycetes, Sporidiobolales, Sporidiobolaceae. The coding region runs from base 1 to 2994 and encodes 997 amino acids. The transcript has a single exon.
AUGGCGACCUACGACAACGGGCUGUACACGCCAUGGACGCCCGCAGGCGGAAUCGCCGCAGCGACGACGAGUGCAGCAGCCUGGGCAGGCGAGACGGCGGCGACUAGCUCGUCUGCGGCGGCUGGUACAUGGGCUGCGACGGCUACGACGAGUGCAGAGGCGGCUUGGACGCCCGAGACGAGCACGGCGCAGGCGGCGUGGAGUACGAGCAUGACGCCGGCUUGGAGUGCGGAGGAGACCACUACGAGCGCUUGGCAGGCUUGGACCCCUUCUACGACUACGACGACACGCGCAUGGACACCUGCGACAAUCUCGACGACGACGCAGUCGAGCGCAUCGAGCACGACUACCCCGCCGGCCUCCUCCUCCUCCUCGACAACCCGCUCGUCUUCCUCUUCCUCGACGACUGCCGCUCCGUCUUCCGUCUCGUCCGUCGCUGACUCGUCCGUCAACAAAUACGCGACCGUCUCGCGCUAUGCCAGUCCCUCCGCCGGCGCACUCGCCUCCUCCUCUUCCGGCCACUCCUUCAAGAUGACCUACCUUAUCCCCGCCUUCAUCAUCGUCCCCCUCGCGCUUAUCUUCCUCGUACUCGGUUGCUCGUACGGCAAGUGGUGGGGAGGUAACCGGAAGGGAUCGCAGACGCCUCUCUCGGAGGGCGUUGGAGGGAUGGGCUGGUGGGGCGGACGAGGGGGCAGUUGGAGGAGUAGGAGGUCCGGCUACGACGACGACACGGAGGAGACGGGCGGGCUGGUCGGCGGUGAGAAGUACCGCGAUGUGAUGGACGAGUACGACGAGAAGCGGUUCACGCUUCCUUCGGUCGAGGGCGGCGAAGGCGACGCGGUUCGAGGCGGUGGUUCGAGGUGGAGCAACUUCUUCGCUCCGUCGUCGGCCAACAAGCACGACCCUCUCGCCUCCCAUCCGGACGUCGCCGUCCCCUUCCUCUCCAUCUCGCACGCCUCGACGCCCGAACAACCUUUCGUCCCGCCUUCUCGCUCGUCUUCGACGCAAGACUUCCCUCGCUGGACCGCUCGAGGCGCCGUCGCACCUCAAGGACCCACAACGAACGGUGGGUUCCUCGCUGCUGGCGCAUGGGGAACAGGCGCUCGCUCGAACCGCCAGAGCGGACUUGCGCGCAACGUCAGCGGCAGGAGUACAAACUCCGUUAGCAGUCGUCUGAGCGACCGCAUCUUCGGUCGCUUCGGCAUGGGAGGGCGCUUACCAGACGCUUGCCCUUCUCCGUCGGUCUACUCGCCCACGCCGGAAGAGUCGGCGCAGAGUCACCAGUCGUUCGGCGCAGCGGGCGCUUACAUGGGCGUUCACAUGGAAGACGAGGACGAGGACGACUUUGCGCACGAGAAGCACGACGUCGAUUACGAUGCUUUCCUCGCUGCGGGACGGGUCGGCGACGGGGAACUUGCUCGACGGUACGCAAAGGGCGAGAUCAAGGACGCAGACAUCUUCCCGCCUCGCGAACCGCCUCGCUACCCUGAGGGCGACGCUCGCGAGCGCUACUACGCUCGUCAAGGUCCGACUGCCGACACUCCCUUCGCCUCUUUUGCCGCACCAGCACCCGCCAAGCCUUCCUCAUUCGCCGUCGACCUUCCCGCCGCGCCUUCUCGCCUCCAAGUCUCGCCAAAGAAGACCGCUUCGACGCUCGUCCGCCCAGCUCCUCCCGAGACGCCAGAGAAGGGCAACAACCUCCUCUUCUCGUACGCCUCGCCCCCGCCCCCUCAGCCUCACGGCUCUCCUCGUCCGCCUCUCCCUCCUAUCCCUCAGAUGCACAAGCAGGUCUCGCCGACCAAGGCACUUUUGACGGAACCUCCCGCUCGCACGCCUUUCCGCCAACCGGUGGCGCCGCAGCUCGUCCGCCCGCCUCGUCAUCACGACCCGUUCGCGCCCGAGCCGACGAGUCAGAUGCAGCCGCAGCCGGUCUUCCCGUCUGCUCGUCAGUCUCGCGAGACGAAACACGACUCGGCCUUUUCGCUCGAUGUCUACGGCGCGAUCGUCGACACCGCUGACGAAGCCGAGCAGCAAGCUUCCAAGAAGCGCGGCGGAACUACGACGUCGUCGAGGAGUGCCACGCCGACGAAGCAGUCUCAGCGCUCGACGCCGGUUCGCUCGAACACCGAUGUUCGUCCGGGACAGCUCAUUUCGUCCGCCGCCGAGUUGCAGGCUCGCAACAUGCCUUCACGCGAGUCGAUUCCUCGCAGUUCGUCCGUUUCGCCGACCAAGGACAUGGGUCGCCGCCGUGAAGCUACUCCUGGUUCGAGCAGUCGGGCUCGCCCUGUCUCCGCCUACGCAGAACUGCCCACUCAGGCGCUGAAGGAGGUUCGCAAGAUUCCCAGUCGACAGGACCUUAAGCCCAUCUCGAAGGCCAAGUCGCGCGAGUCGCUCGCUUUCGAUGCCGCCUUUGCCGACCCUGCGCCGAUCGCCCCGUUGCAGCACCCGAACAAGGUCCGCGCAGCAGUCAAGAGCAUCCAGGCUCGCGAGCCGUCCUCCGCUCCCUCGCACCGCAAGACUCCUUCGCGCGACUCGGCUCGCUCCGCCUUUUCCGACAAAACCACCUCGUCCGGCGGCAGGCUCGGUCGUUCCGCGACUGCUGCGCCCUCAACCACGACCUACCGCCGUCCGCUCGGUAACAAGGGUCUCGUGUCUGACAACGAGUCGGACUCGGACGACUCGGAGGCCAUCGUCACGAACCGCCGGCUGAGCAUGCUCAUCCUGAACCGCUCGAGGUCUCAAUCGGGCUCGCUGCCAUCGGGUCCAGCCUCAGGCGACUCGCACAGCAGCUUGACGCACGAUGACGAGGAGAAAGCGGCGCGGCCGUUGUCGAGCGACCCGAGGAGGCUGUCGGCGAUGCUGAGGAGGCCGAGUCAGGGGGGCGCUCUGCAGCGCAACGAUGGCGAGAAGGAGGAAGGCGAAGAGAAGGGCGGUGCGAGCGGUUUGUUCGAUGCCCUGAAGAGGAGGUCGGGCAUCUUUGACGAUGCCGAGUGA